Messenger RNA from Lagopus leucura (white-tailed ptarmigan), 2469 nucleotides. RefSeq names its product diphthamine biosynthesis 6 (gene DPH6). Gene Ontology annotation, molecular function: diphthine-ammonia ligase activity. Lineage: Eukaryota; Metazoa; Chordata; Aves; Galliformes; Phasianidae. The coding region runs from base 408 to 2273 and encodes 621 amino acids. Gene Ontology annotation, biological process: protein histidyl modification to diphthamide. The transcript has 15 exons. The record is from RefSeq and is a predicted model, not a curated record.
CCUCUUCAUAUGUGUACUUGUAAUCUAUGAAAAUGUUUAGUAUAUGAUAUAACAUUUUUUUAAAAAGUCAUAAAUAAAUGAGUUGCAAUUCCUAAGAAUAAUUAUUCACUUUGGAUAUGCUGCUAAAUGAAAAACAGUAUGUCAGCAAAACUUGCUGUUAUGGCGUGCUGAGUUGACUAUAGUGGAAGAUUGCCCUGAUUUUAUGUAUUUACUAUUCAUAACUUAAUUUUAGCACUUUCAAACCAAAGUAUUUCAGUAGAUUUACUGUUGAUAUUAGACUUGGAGAAUGUUAUUUCUGUUUCCUUAUUCUGCUUCCUUUUGCAUUUACGGUUAUGUGCAUAUGUUAAUGUGUGUACAAACAUACCCCUGCACUCACUGAGUCUUUGGAGCUUCCAGGGAAUAAAACCAUGAGAUAUAUGCUGUGUCGUGUCUCUGAGCAGAUGAUGGAAAAGUUCAAGAUGACUUGUAGUGAUCUCAUUAUGGACAAAGAAGCAGUGGAGGGUGUGUCUGUAGGAGCUAUUCUUUCUGACUACCAGAGAGUUCGAGUUGAAGAUGUAUGCAGAAGACUUAAUCUUCAACCUUUAGCUUACCUUUGGCGUCGGAGGGAGGAAAUACUGCUUAAAGAAAUGAUAUCAUCUAACAUUGAAGCCAUAAUCAUAAAAGUGGCAGCUUUUGGUUUAGAUCCAGAUAAGCAUCUUGGAAAAACAUUGGAUCAAAUGGAGCCUUAUCUUUUGGAGGUUUCUGAGAAAUAUGGUGUCCACAUUUGCGGAGAAGGUGGAGAAUAUGAAACAUUCACUCUGGACUGCCCUCUAUUUAAGAAGAAAAUAGUUGUAGAUUCUGCAAAAGUGGUUAUGCAUUCAGCUGAUGCAUUUGCACCUGUGGCCUACCUUCAUUUUCUGGAAAUGCACCUGGAGGAUAAGGAGAAAUCUUCAGAUACAUUUAUGGGCAGUAGCUGCUCUUGUGAAGUAAUCUGCAACAACAGUGAUAGUUUAUCUUCUUUAGAACCGGAUGAGCAACAGAAUAUCAGUCCAAUCAUCUGGAAGGCUUUGAAACAUAAUUCUUUGGAUUUCAGUAAGACAUUCGGAAGUUCAGGGAAAUCUGUGACUGGUUACCAGUGGUUUUCAUGCAUCACUGCACACUUUCAUCCAUUAAAAGACAAAAAUGCUCAAGAGGCAGCAAGGGAAGCAUUUUCGGCUCUCCAAGCAAGUAUAACUUCAGAGGGAUUAAAACUGAAGGAUAUUAUUUUAGUUCAUCUGUAUAUGAAGAGCAUGAAAGAUUUCAAUGCUAUAAAUUCAGUUUAUGUGACAGAAUUUGAUUUGUGUCCACCAGCAAGAGUGUGUGUGGAAACCCUGUUGCCUGAUGGAGUAUUGUUUUGCAUUGAUUGCCUUGCACAUAGCUGUGACAUUGCAACAGAUGACGUAUUAAGUGAGGAAAAACUGGUCAUGCAUGUACAGAGUAUUUCCCACUGGGCACCUGCUAGCAUAGGACCUUACAGUCAAUCCAUCAAGGUUGGAGAUAUUCUCUACUGUGCUGGACAGAUUGGCCUAGUACCGUGUACUAUGCAGCUUGUUAGUGGUGGUGUGUGGACUGAGGCCACAGUUGCUCUUAGUCAUGUUGAGAAAGUCCUCCAGGCUAUGAGCCAGAAGACUACGCUACUCCAUGUGAUCACAGUGAUCUGCUAUGUAACCGACAGCAAACACAUUCCUGUUGCUCAUUCUAUUUGGAAGAAGAAAUUAAGAGAUUGUAAAAAGGUUGACGAUCCAGAAGCAUAUAGUGAAGUAGCUGCAGAGUGUGGGAUGCUUGCUGUGGUCGUUGUAACUAACUUACCUAGAGAUGCUGCCAUUGAAUGGCAUGUUACUGCAGUAGUUGAUGACCCACUCCACAGAAAACAUUUUGCAAAGAAGAUGUUAUCAGAGGGCUUCCAAAUUGAUUGUGAGUCUGUGAAGUCCAGUUCUGCAUCUUGUGCAUCAGUCUCUGUACGCCUGAGCUUGAUUUUACCUCCUACUUCUCAGCUUGAUUUAGAUGGACCUCUUCAUGACUUAGUUUCUAUGUUUGGACAAGCUGUUGAGAAACUUUCAGAAGAUUGCAGUGCAAGUCCUUUGUCGUUUAGAGCUUUCUUCAAGAAGGAUGUCUUUGAUAUGGGAAUGUUACAAUCAGGGCUACAAGAAAACCUUGAAAAGUGCUUGGGCAAGAAGACCCCAGCUCUGAUUUUAGUACCUGUGGUGGAUUUACCUGGCAAAGAAGUUAUUCAUAUAACAUGCUGGCUAAGCUAGCAGCUUAAAAGAAAUGAGCUGAUAUCAAAACACACAUUCAUCCAAGAAAGAACAAAGAAUUGAUCAUGACUGUGUUGGAUACUUUCCUUAAGAAAUGUUGUUUGAUUUAAGCGAAGUCAUAUUUAGCUUGUUAAUGAUGCCCCAUGAUAUGUGACAGAGUCAGCUUUGUAUGAACAAUAAAGGUUUCUUUUCAAAA